AUGGAUUAUAAAAAUAAAUAUCAAAGUAAUGAAAAUUGUAAUAAAGUUGCAAUAAUCGGAAUAGGUUUUAGAUUUCCAAAUUUAAAAGGUGAUUUAACACCCAAUGGAUUAUGGAGUCAAUUAUUAAAUAAGUAUGAUGGAAUUGUUAAAAAUGAUAGAUGGAAUGAAAGUUUUUAUAAAACAGGUGAUAUUCCAACAAAAUAUGCUGGAUUAAUACCAUUUGAAGAAUUGAAAUCAUUUGAUCCAUUAUUUUUUGGAAUUAAUCCAUCGGAAGUUAUUCACAUGUGCCCACAACAAAGAAUUUUAUUAAAAUGUACUUGGGAAGCAUUAGAAGACUCUGGAAUUGAUCCAAUUGAAAUUCGUGAUUCCAAUACUUCGGUUUUCCUUGGUUGCAGUAAUUUUGAUUAUCAAAAUUUAAAUAAAAAUAAUAAUAAAAUUCAACAAAACAUUUUCGCUUCAUCUUCUCAUUCUGUAUCAAAUCGUAUCUCUUAUUGUUUUGAUUUACAUGGUGAAUCAAUGACAAUUGAUACUGCAUGUUCAUCAUCAUCAAAUGCAAUCAGAAGAGGUUAUAAAUCAAUUAUUGAUGGUUCAAGUAAUAUUUCUGUUGUUGGUGGUAUUAAUAUUUUAUUAGAUCCAAACACAUCAAAAUCAUAUUCACAAUUAAAUAUGUUAGGUAAAGAUGGAAAAUGUAAAACAUUUGAUGCUGAUGCAGAUGGUUAUGUUAGAUCAGAGUCUGCAGGUAUUGCAAUUUUGAAGAAUUUAAAUGAUGCAAUCAAAGAUGGUAACAAUAUUUAUUGUGUAAUUGAUGGUUCAGCAUCAAAUGUCGAUGGUAAUGGAUUUUCAGAUAAAUCAAAUUUUUAUUCACCUUCAAAAUCAUCACAAGUUGAAUGUAUUCGUUUGGCAUUGGAAUCUACAAAUGGGGGAGUCAAUGAAAAUGAUAUCGUUUAUUUUGAAGCUCAUGGCACUGGUACACCAACUGGUGAUCCAAUUGAAUUGGAAAGUGUUUCAAUAGCUUUGAAAACCAGUGAAAAUCGUUCAUCCAAUAAUCCAUUAUUAAUUGGUUCAUUUAAACCAAAUAUUGGCCAUAGCGAAUGUGCAUCCGGUAUAUCAUCAUUAAUUAAAUGUUGUUUAAUUUUAAAAAAUCAAUGUUUUGUUCCAAAUAUAAAUUAUAAUAAACCAAAUCCAAAUAUUAAAUUUAAUCAAUGGAAUUUAAAGGUUGUGACAGACCCAAUAGAUUUUUCUACUUUAAAAUUAUCAAAUAAACCAAUUUCAAUUGCCAUUAAUAAUUUCGGUGUUACUGGUUCAAAUUGUUGUUUAAUUGUAUCAAGUUUCAAAGGAAAUCAAACUAAUAAUAAUAAUAAUAAAUCAAAAUCACCAAAACAAUAUUUAAUCCCAUUUUCAACAAAUUCAAUUAAAUCAUUAGAUUUAUAUAAAUCAAGAAUUGAUAAUAAUGUUGAAUUUAAAGAAUUUGCAGAAAAUCAAAUAAAAUCAAAAUCUAAAAAAUUAAUUCAACGUUCAGUUGCCAUUGCAAGUAAUUGGGAUGAAUUUAAUUUAAAAUCAAACACUAUCAAUACAUCAAAUGAUAAAUUAACAUCAAAUAUGUUAGUAUCAUCAAAUAAAAAGAAUGCAACAAUGGUAUUUGUAUUCUGUGGUCAAGGAGCUCAAUAUUCAACAAUGGCAAAGAAUUUAUAUGAUAAUGAACCAAUUUUCAAAAAAUCAAUGGACAAAAUUGAUUCAAAAUUAAGUGAAUAUUAUGGAUUUUCAAUUUUAGAAAAAUUAAGAUCAUUUAAUGAAAAUGAUUUAAAAGGUAUUCAAUAUUCAAUAAUUGCACAACCAUCAACUUGUAUGGUACAAAUUUCAUUAUUUGAAUUAUACUGUCAUUGGGGUAUUAAACCAUCAAUUAUCGUCGGUCAUAGUUUAGGUGAAAUUUCAUCAUCAUAUUGUUCUGGUAUGAUUGAUUUAGAUACUUUUUGUUAUUUAAUUUAUCACAGAUCAAUGGUACAAUCAAAAACAAAUGGUCUCGGUAGAAUGUUAUCAAUUUCAAUUGGCGAGAAUGAAUAUAAUUCAAAAUACUCUUCAAGAUAUCCAGAAUUAGAAAUUGCAUGUUACAAUUCACCAUCAUCAAUUGUUAUUGCUGGUAAAGAAUUAAUCUUGAAUGAAAUUAUUAAAGAAUUAAAACAAGAUGGUGUAUUUUGUACAAUAUUAGGUUCUCCUACUUCAUUCCAUACCUCAAGUCAAAUACCCGUAAAAGAUGAAAUUUUAAAAAUUUCAUUCAAAUCAAAACAAUCAACCUAUCCAAUUUUCUCAACAGUUACAACAAAUUUAUAUGAUGAAAUGAAUCCAUUUGAUACCAAAUAUGUUUAUGAUAAUAUCAUUAAUCCUGUAAGAUUUACAAAUACAAUUUCAAAUAUUUAUAAACAUAUUGAAUUAAAUUAUUCAGUUAAUAAUAAUAGUAAUGAAAUUAUAUUUAUUGAAAUUGCACCACAUCCAACUUUAUCAUUUUAUUUAAAACAAAUGGUACCAGAGGAUAAAAAACAAUCAGUUUCAAUCUUUUCACCACUUUCAAAAAAGAAAUCAAAUGAUUUAUUUGAAAUUCAAAAAUUAAUUUCAGAAUUAUAUUGUUUGGGUUAUAAUGGUAUCGGAUUUAAUAUUCAAUUAUCUAACCUAAAUGAAAAUGAUAAUAUUCAAACUUCAUUAAGUUUACCAUUAUAUCAAUGGGAAGAACAAGAAUAUUGGAAACUUGAUAGUCUCUAUCAACAUCAUCUUUCAAAUGGUCCAUCAAUCAAUCAUCUUGGUAUUUCAAAUUCAAAUCAUACACCAUAUAUUAAAUCAUAUCAAACUCAUAUUGAUAUUCAAAAGAAACCAUUCCAAUGGUUAAAAGGACAUCAAAUUAAAGGAAAGUAUUAUUUCCCAGGUUGUGGUUACAUUGAUAAUAUUUUAAAAAUAUUUGGUGAUAAUAGUGAAUCAACAACAAACCCAAAUAAAGAGUUACCAGAUAUAUUAAUUAGUUUUAUUGAAUUUAAAACUCCAUUGAUUUUUAUGGAUGGUGUCAAUCAAUGUUUACAAACCAACAUUCAUUCAACUGGUAAAAAAGAAUAUAAAGCAUUAUUCCAUUUUAAAGAUGAAAAAUCAUCAAGCGAUUGGGUACAAACAUCAACUGCAAAUUUCCAAUUAUUUUCAAGAGGCCAAGGUUUAAAUGAAGAUGAUGAAGAAUCACUAUUUAAAUAUAAUAUAAAUGAUUUAAUUUCAAAUCAAUGUAACCUUACAAAAUUAUCAAAACAAGAAUUAUAUUCUCAUAUUAAAACAAAAUGUGGUUUAAAUUAUUCUGGUGAUUUCCAAAGAGUUGAGAAAUGUUAUUUUGGAAAUAAUUGUUCAUUAUCUGAAUUAUCACUAAGCCAAGGUGUUAAUGAAAAUAGAUCAACCUUUUUUGAUUCAUCAAUUAUUGAUUGUUGUUUACAUGGUUCAAUUGGUUUAAUUGAUGAGAAUUGUCAAUUGGUAUUUGAAAAACUUGAAGGAUUAACCUAUUAUUCAUCAAAAGUUCCAACAACCACAAGUCAACAUUCUAAAAUAUAUGUUUAUUCAAAAUUAAAACCAAGAAUUGGUGAUUCAUAUUCUGCAUCAAUUAUUGUAAUGUUAGAAAAUGGUACUGUUUUAUUUGAAAUGGAAAACGCAUCAUUUAAAUCAACUACAAAAAUUAAAGAUUCAUUGGCAAUGGAAUAUCCAACAAAUGAAAUUUAUUCAUGCUAUCUUCAAUCAAAAGAUUCAUUAAUUCCAUCACUAUCAUCAUUUGAUCAUAUUUUCAAAAGAAAAAUAACUGAUGAAUAUGUUGACCAAAUUAAAAUUUAUGAAUCAUUUAUUCCAAAAUUAUUAUUUUCAAAUAUCAAUAAAAGAUGUCCAGAAAUUACAAUUGCUGAAAUUCAAUCAAGUGAAAUUGAACAAUUAUUAUUAAAAUAUUAUAAAAUUAAAGAAGAUAAUGAUAAUAAAUGGCUUUCAAGAUUAUUUACAUUUGCAUUUGAAUCAAUAAAACAAUGGUACCAUAAUGAAGAUUAUGAUUUUGAAAAUGUUUUAAGUCCUCAUAAUUUUAAGAUAUUCUCAAAGUCAACAAAGAUAAUUUCAAAGUUAUUAUUCCCAUUAGAAAAUGAUAAUGAUGAAGAUUCACCACAAUCAUUAUUCGAAGGCGGUUUAUUAGAUAAAUUCUAUUCAAGUGGUUUUUCUGCUCAAAAUGAAUUGGUGGGUGAAAUCAUUCAAGAAUCCAUCAAACCAAUAUUAAAUGAAAAAUUAGUAUUUAGAAUAUUAGAAUUUGGAGGUGGUGUUGGAUCAUUAUCAUUAUUAGUACUUGAAAAAAUCAAUUCAUUAUUAAUUCAAUAUCCAAAUUAUCAAAUUGAUAUUGAAUAUACAUGGUCAGAUAUAUCACCAUCUUUUAUUACCGAAGCAAAAGCUAAAUUUGAAAAGUUUAAUGAUAGAGUUAAUAUAAUUUAUAAAGCAUUAAAUUUAGAACAACCAUUGAUUGGUGAAAAACAAGGAUUGAAACCACAAUACUUUGAUUAUAUAAUUAUGUUUAAUGUAUUACAUGUCAUUAAAGAUGUUAAAUAUGGUGUUGAACAAAUUUAUCAAUUAUUAGUACCAAAUGGUCAUUUAUUAUUCAUUGAACCAAUUUAUAAAUCAAUUGUAGGUGAUGGUAUUUUUGGUGUUUUUGAUCAAUGGUGGUCUUUCCAAGAUACUGAAAUUAGAAAAGAUAGAUGUUGUAUGAAUCAACAAACUUGGUAUAAGUUAUUAAAAUCAGUAAAUUUUAAUGAUGAUAUUAAAAUGACACCAGAAUUAACAUGUUUUGUAAUUCAAGCACAAAAACCAUCAAUUUCAAAUCUUUCAUUUUCAAAAUCUGAAACCACAAAUUAUAAUAAUAUUAUUGUUUUUGGCAAUAAAGAUGAUUCAAACUUAUCAAAUAAUUUUAUAAAAUCAAUUGAUAAUGGAAAUUUACAAUUUAUAUCAACAAUUGAAGAGUUUAAUAAAAUGACAAAAUAUAUUUCAAAUGAAUCAAUUAUUUACUUCAUUAAAUCAAUUGAUGAAUUAUCUGUUGAUAAUUUCGUAAACAUUACACAUGAAUAUACUCAAAUCAAUCAAAAAUUAAUGGAAUUGAAUAGUAAAUGUAAGCAUGUUUUAAUUACAAAUGAUUCGACAACAACCAAUUAUUUAAGUUCAUCAUUAAUUGGUGCUGCAAGAUAUUAUCAUGAAUGUCCUUUAGAGUUGUUUAUAUUAAAUUUCGAUACCCCAUCAAUUAUUGAAAAUCAAAAUUUAUUUAAAACAAUUGAACCAUUAAUUAAUUCAUCAAUUAAUAUACAAAGAGAGUUUAUAAUUAAUAAUCAUAAGGUUUAUUAUGAAAGAAUUAAAAAUGAAACAAAAUUAAAAUCAAUUUUCAAGAACUCAAGUUCAUUUGAAUCAUUAGAACAAGUUGAUAACUUUAUGAUAUCAUUAACACCAAAUUUAGAAUAUAAAGUAAAAGUAAAACCAACAUCAAUAUUAAAAGAAAAUGAAGUUGAAAUUAAAGUAAUGUCAACAGGUUUAAAUUAUAAAGAUUAUUUAAUAUAUGCAGGUUUAGUAGAGAGUGUUGAACCAAUUUUCGGUAUAGAGUUUUCUGGAAUAAUUACUAAUAUCGGAAGUGGAAAUAAAGAAUUUAAAGUUGGUGAUAGUGUUUAUGGUACUGGAAAAAGUACAACAUCAUCUCAUAUUAUUACAGAUAUUGAUGUAAUAAGUCAUAAACCAUCAAACAUAUCUCAUUCAGAAGCAUCAUCAAUUCCAGUUGUUUAUUUAACUUCAUAUCAUUCACUUUAUAAUAUUGGUGCAUUAAAAAAUAAUGAAACAAUAUUAAUUCAUUCUGCAACUGGUGGUGUUGGUUUAUCAACUUUAGAAAUAUUAAAAUGGAAAGGCCAUUCUGGUUUAAUUUUUGUAACUGUUGGUUCAAAUGAAAAAGAAGAGUAUUUAAGAGAAAAUUAUGGUGAUAUGAUUUCAGGUAUAUAUUCAACAAGAAAUAAAAAUUUCGUUAAACAAAUUAAAUCAAAAAUUAGUAAAUUAAAUCCAUUUGGUAAAAGUGGUGUUGACUUUAUAUUGAAUACAUUAUCAUCAAGUGAUUAUAUGGAUUCAAAUUUCAAAUGUUUAAAUAUGAGUGGUAGAAUUGUUGAUUUAUCAAUUACUCAUUUAAAUUCAAAUGAAUUUACUGAUAAUAAGAAAUUUAAAUAUAAUUAUGGUUAUCAUAAUAUUGAAUUACAAUAUGUUGAUAAGAAAAUUAUAAAAUCAACAUUAUCAAUAAUUUCAAAUGCAGUUUCAUCAAAUGAUUUACAAUUAAUCCCAAUUACUGAGUAUUCAAUUGAAAAUGUUAAAGACUCAAUUGAAUUUAUAAAUGAAAGAGUUCAUAUGGGUAAAAUUGUUGUCGAUCAUGAAAAUCAAGAUUCAAUAAUUAAUGAAUUAAUUGAAAAACAAAAAUCAAUUGAUAAAUUUGAUCAAUCAAUUUUUAAACAAAAUUAUAAACUUGAACCAUCAUUAUUAGGUAAAAACAUAUUAAUAACAGGUCAAUCAGGUAUAGUUUUAGAAAUUUUAAAAUGGAUAUUAAGAAAUUCUGAAAAUAAUUCAAUUGACAAUAUAAUCAUUUUAUCAAAAUCAUCAAUUAAAUGGGAAAUGGAAUUAUUAAUUAACAAGACAAAGUUACUAAAUUCAAAUUCAAUUAAUAGUAUGGGUAAUUAUUUAAAUAAAAUUAAAUUCCAUUUCAAGAGUGUUGAUAUUAGUGAUUCUGGAUUAACAGAUAAGGGAAUUCAUGAAUUAUUAAUUGAAAAUCCAGAUAUUAAUAAUAUCGAUUCAAUAUUCCAUUUCGCAUACACUCAAGCCACUUGUAAUUCUGAUGAAGUUGAUUUACAUCAUUUAACACAAUCUCAUAGUGCAAAAUCAAUGGGUGCAAUUAAUUUACAUAAUCAAUCAAUUAAAAGAAAUUGGAAAAUAAUCAAUUUUAUAAUGUCAUCAAGUAUAACAAGUAAAACAAGUUCUGCAAAUCAAUGUGGUUACAUCUCAUCUAAUAAUGUUUUAGAUGCUUUAUCAAAAUAUAGAAUUUCAAUUGGUUUACCAACAAUUUGUACAAAUUAUGGUUUAAUUCAAUCAACAGGUUUCGUUUCAAGAAAUGAAAGUGUUGCAGCAUUAUUAAGUGGUGAAGGUCUUUUACCAAUAUCAACCAAUUUAAUUUUAGGUACAUUGGAUUUACAAUUACAAAAUCAAGCACAAUCAUCAAAUUUAAUUUUAUCAAAUUUCAAUUUCACCUCGUUGAAUGGAUUACCUCAAAAAUCAUUAAUAUCUAAAUUUGAUUACCAAAUUAAUAUAAAUGAAGAAAAUGAAAAAUCAAAAUCAUUAUUAAAAGAUGACAAUGUUGAAUUAACUGUUGACCAAUUAAUAACAUUUAAAAUUUCAGAGUUAUUAUCAACUGAUAUUUUAAAACUUAAUAAAGAUAUCAUUUUAGUUGAUUAUGGUGUAGAUUCUUUAGUUAUCAUUCAAUUAAAGAAUUGGGUAGAUAAAGAAUUUUCAAUUCCAAAUGCAUUAACAAUUCAACAAGUCCAAAAUAGUACAAUCAAUUCAUUUAUUCAACUUGUUAAAAAUUCUAUUGAUAAAAAAAAUAAAAAAUAA
Molecule: messenger RNA, 7659 nt
Organism: Dictyostelium discoideum AX4
Lineage: Eukaryota; Evosea; Eumycetozoa; Dictyosteliales; Dictyosteliaceae
Gene: pks40
Exons: 2
Coding region: 1-7659 (2552 amino acids)
Biological process (GO): fatty acid biosynthetic process
Molecular function (GO): 3-oxoacyl-[acyl-carrier-protein] synthase activity; acyltransferase activity; transferase activity
Source: RefSeq, a predicted model, not a curated record